This is a messenger RNA of Larimichthys crocea (large yellow croaker), 1834 nucleotides long. RefSeq names its product cytochrome P450 2D15-like. Lineage: Eukaryota; Metazoa; Chordata; Actinopteri; Sciaenidae. Gene Ontology annotation, cellular component: intracellular membrane-bounded organelle; cytoplasm. Gene Ontology annotation, molecular function: iron ion binding; oxidoreductase activity, acting on paired donors, with incorporation or reduction of molecular oxygen, reduced flavin or flavoprotein as one donor, and incorporation of one atom of oxygen; heme binding. Gene Ontology annotation, biological process: xenobiotic metabolic process. The record is from RefSeq and is marked provisional.
AGGGCUUCCGUAGCAGAGCACAUGACUGUGCAAAGGUUAUAUGUGUUCCCAAAGCUGAUGUAUAGACAGAGCAGAGUGUAACUUCAUCAGAGUCACAGCUCCAUCAUGUUUGCAUCUGCAGUUUUAUUCGUGCUGGCCGUUCUCCUCUUCCUGCUCCUCUUUCCGACCCACAGGUCCAAGAACUUCCCUCCGGGGCCCCGAGCGUUCCCCAUCUUGGGAAACUUGCUGGAGCUGAAUUUGGAGAGCCCCAUUGCAGAUUUUGAAAAGUUGGCCAAACGUUAUGGUAACGUCUACAGCCUUUUCAUUGGUCCCAGGCCUGUGGUCGUCCUCAACGGGCUACAAGCCAUGAAAGAAGCUCUGGUCAACAAAGCCGCUGACUUCUCUGGCAGACCUCAAGAUCUAAUGGUUAAUCGUGCUGUAAUCGUGAAAGCUCACGCUCCCGGAGUGGUUCUAGCAGAUUAUAACCCGGCCUGGAAAGAGCAGAGACGCUUUGGUCUGAUGACUCUGAGGAACUUUGGUCUGGGGAAACACUCCAUGGAGCAGAACAUCCUGGGACAGACACGUCGCAUAAUAAAAGUAUUGGAGCAGAGUGUUGGUGAGUCCAUGGAUCCCAAACUGUUGUUCCACAAUGCCGCCUCCAACAUCAUCUGCCAAGUUCUGUUUGCUAAGGAGUUCGACUACGAGGACGAGUUCAUGAAGUUUUUUGUUGGCCUUUUUCACGAGACGUCCAAAAUAAUCAACGGACGCUGGGGUAUGAUUUAUGAUUCAAUGCCCAUGGUGCGCAACCUGCCAUUGCCCUUCCAGAGAGCCUUUCAGCUGUUCAAGGCUUCACAUGAAAGACGUCUGGAGGUGCUGGCUGAGAACAAAAAGACCAGAGUUCCUUUUAAACCGCGGCAUUUCAUAGACUGCUACCUGGACGAACUGGAGAAGAGAGGAGACGAUGGUUCGUCCUUUUCUGAAGACCAGCUCUGUGCAUUUCUUUUGGAUCUUCACUUUGCUGGGACUGACACGACCGCCAACACGAUGCUCGCUGCCUUCCUCUAUCUCAUGAAUUAUCCACAGAUACAGGAGCGCUGCCAGCAGGAAAUAGACAAAGUUAUGGAUGGGAAGGACGAAGCCAAUUUUGAAGACAGACAUCAGAUGCCAUAUGUGCAGGCUGUCAUACAUGAGAUCCAGAGGAUGGCGAACACUGUUCCUCUCAGUGUUUUCCACUGCACCACUAAAGACACAGAAGUAAUGGGAUACUCCAUACCUAGGGGAACCACGAUAAUCCCCAAUCUGUCCUCGGUGCUGUCUGAGGAGGGACAGUGGAAAUCCCCUCAUGAAUUCGACCCUGAAAACUUCCUCAACGAGAAGGGAGAGUUUGUGAAGCCGGAGGCCUUCAUGCCUUUCUCCACAGGUCCUCGUAUGUGUCUCGGAGAAGGUCUGGCUCGUAUGGAGCUCUUCCUUAUCACGGUGACUCUGUUGAGGAGGUUCAAGUUCAUCUGGCCCGAGGAUGCAGGAAAGCCGGACUUCACUCCUCUUUUUGGAACGACCCAGACCCCCAAACCUUAUUCCAUGAAGGUCCAACUCAGAAACAAUGAACAAAAUUAAACUUGUUAAAGCUGCACUAAUCAAUAUUUUUUAUAUGAACGAUGGAUCAAACUGACUGUGAAUGUGCUUUUACCAGAGCCAGGUGUGAUGAUUAUUAUUGUAUGAUAUAUUAUAUAUCAGUUUUCCUUUGUUGUGAAUACAAAACUUAUAAAUUGUAUAACUUACUAACUUUGUCAAGUGCUAAACAAGGAAUGGUUAAUAAAGGAUGUUUUUAUGGGAACAGAGUGUCCACAAUAGAAAA